Actinia tenebrosa (Australian red waratah sea anemone) is the source of this 2039-nucleotide messenger RNA. RefSeq lists its product as uncharacterized. The record is from RefSeq and is a predicted model, not a curated record. Lineage: Eukaryota; Metazoa; Cnidaria; Anthozoa; Actiniaria; Actiniidae.
UUGGCUAUCGCCACGUGUGUAGUCAGCACUCCGAACUUUCGCCAAAAGACUCGAAAAUCUUGGCUUCUUUUUUCGCUUUCUAUUCAAUAAAUCCACCCUCUUAAAAUCCAAUUUUUGUCCUAACUCCAAGAGCAAGGAUUCAAAUAGUUACUUGGGAAGUUUGGGGUUGAAUGGCUGCGUUUAAGUAAUGCUAGCGUUCGAGAACGAUCCUUGUGAAACGAGGAUGUUAGGCACCUCGCCUAUUUUCAGCAAGGAUUAUUUCGUAAAUUCGUUUGCCGAUUUCUGCCCUCUUUAUUCUGAAGAUGAUAUAGCUGCUGAAGUAAAUGUGCAGUGUGAAUCAAUAUCUGCAAACAGUUCCUGUGGGACGUCUGUCACUUCUGAGUUUUCUGAAGACAGUUUCUUUGAUAAUGACGAUGAAGAGUUUUUACCACUGGGUGAAAGUGAGUGUGCAGCAUUCAAUUUUGAGCCUCUUGAACAAUUUUCAAAUGUAAUGCAAGGAAAUUCUGACCUCGAAGAUGAAGAAGUAUUAUCAUUCAAUAACAAAGGAGAGUUUGAUUCCAAGAAAAGAAAGAGUUCUAUUAAAUCAGAAUGUGGCUGUUGUGAAUUAAGGAAAAGAAUGGCUGGAUUGUCAUGGAAUAAAAUGUCAUCAAGUAAUCAAAUGGAAUCAAUAGAAUACCUCACAAAAGUUGUUUCAUCUACGCUUGGUUUACGAGAGCAACUAGAUGUUAUUAGAAUAAUAAGCCCAGAGGCUACUGUAUCAGCUACAGAUACUGAAUUCUUCAUAGAUCUUGAAACAUUUAAUGAUGACAAAUUUCAAAGAUUAAAACAAUACAUCAAUGAACAUUUGUUAGAUGACGAGUGCAAGAAAUGCUCAGAAUCAAGAAAAAAGAGAUGUCAAUACAAAACAACCUCAUCUCCACAACAGAAAUUUUCAUCAAAGAGAAAAACACAAAAACCAUUAAGUACAAAGCGAGUGUCUAAAAAGUCCAGGAAGAGCAAAGGACUGCUGUCUAGAAUCCACCGGCAAAUGGAAAAAGAGAAAAGAAGUGGCCUGUUUGAUAGAGAAGAGGUGCUAUCAGUUAGUAGAAAACCAUCUUUAUCAGAAUGUGAAGAAGAAAUUGAGGUGGACAUCCUUUGCUAAUAACAAAAUAAGUAAUAAAGAUAGUGAGCAUAUUAUUUACAAACAGGCUGCCAUUAGCCUUGAGACAUACAACUUAUUCCAUUCAACCCAUGGAAGUAAUAGUCUAAUAAAUGAAUGAUCAAAAUGUCAGAGUAUUCAAUCUAUUGGGUGUGAGAAAGCAUGACCUUGGAGAGAUUUUUCUAUAAAAACCUCAGUUUUUACUCUGAAUUUUUGUUAAAAAUUUCUUGCUGGGUGCACAUAGGUCCUUGAAUUGACAUUUUCUUGAAUUUAACUUGAAUUUGACUUUUUUGGUAAUUAAUUGCCCUUGAAAAGUCCUUGAAUUCUUAUCAAAAUGUCCUUGAAUUUGCAUUAAUUGAUCAGACCAGGAGUAAUGCAGACUCUAUACUACAGAUCUCACGGAACUGUGGCAACAUGUCAAACAUUUGUCUCGCUACCACUCCCUAAUUUGUCCACUGACAUGCCUACUUUUGUCACUGUCUCAGAUCUAGCGCAUUACCAGUAAGGUAUUCACUGUAAUACAUGUAACAAAAGUAGGUGUGACAGUAGACAGGGUGUGGUAGCGAGACAAAUUUUUGACGUGUCGCCACAGUUCGGUGAGAUCCGUAGUACAUGUGCUCAAGCGACAUGAAUGCAAUAUUUUAUCAUUUUCCUGAGCAUUUCUACUCAAUGGACCAUUUCCUGAUAUGAAAGUAGUUUUUGCUAUUAUGGAAAACAUUGUAAAACUCCUUGAAAUAUUCUUGCAAAAAAUUAGAGAAUACCUCUGUGUGCACCCUGUGAAAACAAAUGCUAGAUCUCCCUUGGUGAGCAGCUUUGAGAAAAAGUCCUUUUCAAUUGUGUUAAGAGAUGGAAAAUGUUACAGAAAAAUGAAAUGAGAAUCUAAUAAAAUGCUCUUAUCUUA